This is a messenger RNA of Osmerus eperlanus (European smelt), 3478 nucleotides long. RefSeq names its product protein mono-ADP-ribosyltransferase PARP6. Gene Ontology annotation, biological process: endoplasmic reticulum unfolded protein response. Bases 491 to 2404 code for a protein of 637 amino acids. Gene Ontology annotation, cellular component: endoplasmic reticulum tubular network; membrane; nuclear envelope. Gene Ontology annotation, molecular function: protein serine/threonine kinase activator activity; kinase binding; NAD+ poly-ADP-ribosyltransferase activity. NCBI's taxonomy places the organism in Eukaryota, Metazoa, Chordata, Actinopteri, Osmeriformes, Osmeridae. The transcript has 23 exons. The record is from RefSeq and is a predicted model, not a curated record.
ACUAAGACAGCAGCAGGAGCAGCAGAGACAGAGAUCUGCAAUAGAUAAACACACAGACAGACUGGCACAGAGAGCACCCAGACAGCACAGCGGCACACUCCAAAGAAGAGACCAAAAGCAUCAUCAAAAUGGAGGAUCCUGACAUUAACAUCUCUCAUUGCUGCUUAUAAUGGCUUUACGUUAGGUUCUAAUCAUUUUUUGAUUGGAGAGGGGGCAAUAGCUUUACUAGAAAAAAACAGGUGUUCCCUUUAAGAGGGGGAAGGAGCCGGGACAAGGACCAAGGACAGCAUCUUCUCUCCUCUCUCUUUCCCUCUCUCCCCUCCAUCUCUCGACUAGGGUUUAGGUCCCAUCACUGCUGAGGACGUGUAAGUGAGCUGACCAGUGGAAGGAUUCCUUUUUGACCCUCUGCCUACCGGACACCUAGCUGGUAUGGAUGGGAGUCCGGAGAGGCCUUACCUUGUCUGAGAGAGCCUUAUGAAAAACAGACACAAUGGACAUCAAAGGCCAGUGCUGGACGGAUGAGGAGUCGGACGGAGAGAAUGAGUCAGAGCAGUUCCUCUAUGGGAUUCAGGGGAGCUGUGCCGCUGAUCUGUACCGCCACCCUCAGCUGGAUGCAGACAUCGAGGCGGUGAAGGAUAUCUACACUGACAGCGCUGUCUCUGUCAGAGAGUAUGGCACCAUCGAUGAUGUGGAUAUUGAUCUGCAGAUCAAUAUCAGUUUUCUAGAUGAGGAAGUUGCAACAGCCUGGAAGGUCAUCAGAACAGAGCCUAUCAUUCUGAGACUGCGCUUCUCUCUCUCUCAGUACCUAGAUGGACCUGAGCCAUCAGUGGAGGUGUUCCAGCCCUCCAAUAAAGAGGGCUUCAGUCUGGGCCUGCAGCUUAAGAAGAUCCUCAGCACGUUCACGGCUCAGCAGUGGAAGCACCUUAGUAAUGAGUUCUUGAAGGCCCAGCAGGAGAAGAGACACAGCUGGUUCAAGGCUGGAGGGACCAUCAAGAAGUUCAGAGCUGGACUCAGCAUCUUCUCUCCCAUCCCCAAGUCCCCUAGUUUCCCUCUGAUCCAGGACACGGUUCUAAAGGGGAAGCUAAGUGUUCCAGAGCUGAGGGUGACCCGGCUGAUGAACCGCUCCAUCUCUUGCACCAUGAAGAACCCCAAGGGAGAACUGUUCAGCUACCCCCCCAACAGCCAGACUGUGGCUGUUCCGGCGGCCAGGGCUCCAGCGCAGAUUACCACGCGGCAGCUGAUUGAAUUGUUUUUCUCAUCCCAGGCGGGCGGACACUGCAAGAACAUCCCUACCUUGGAGUAUGGCUUCUUAGUACAGAUCAUGAAGUACUCGGAGCAGAGGAUCCCGACUCUCAAUGAAUACUGUGUUGUCUGCGAUGAGCAGCACGUCUUUCAGAACGGAUCCAUGUUGAAGCCUGCUGUGUGCACUCGGGAGCUGUGCGUAUUCUCCUUCUACACCCUGGGUGUGAUGUCAGGGGCCGCUGAGGAGGUGGCCACUGGAGCAGAGGUGGUGGACCUGUUAGUGGCGAUGUGCAGAGCAGCUCUGGAGUCCCCCAGGAAGAGCAUCAUAUUUGAACCUUACCCUUCUGUCGUGGACCCCAAUGACCCCAAGACCCUGGCCUUCAACCCCAAGAAGAAGAACUAUGAGAGACUGCAGAAGGCGCUGGACAGUGUGAUGUCCAUCAGGGAGAUGACCCAGGGCUCCUAUCUGGAGAUUAAAAAACAGAUGGACAAACUGGAUCCUCUGGCCCACCCUCUACUGCAAUGGAUCAUAUCCAGCAAUCGGUCUCAUAUUGUCAAACUGCCUCUGAGUAGGCAACUUAAGUUCAUGCACACGUCCCACCAGUUCCUGCUACUCAGCAGUCCUCCAGCCAAGGAAGCGCGCUUCCGCACCGCCAAAAAACUUUACGGCAGCACCUUCGCAUUCCAUGGUUCCCAUAUAGAGAACUGGCACUCCGUUCUGAGAAAUGGACUAGUCAAUGCCUCUUACACCAAACUGCAGCUGCAUGGUGCAGCCUAUGGCAAGGGCAUCUAUCUGAGCCCCAUCUCCAGCAUCUCCUUUGGAUACUCAGGGAUGGGGAAAGGACAGCACCGAAUGCCCACCAAAGAUGAGCUGGUGCAACGCUACAACAGAAUGAACACUAUUCCUCAGAGCCGACCCAUUCAGUCAAGGUUUCUCCAGAGCCGGAAUCUGAACUGCAUUGCCCUGUGUGAAGUGAUCACAUCAAAGGACCUCCAGAAACACGGCAACAUCUGGGUGUGUCCGGUGUCCGACCAUGUCUGCACUCGCUUCUUCUUUGUCUAUGAGGAUGGCCAGGUGGGCGAUGCCAACAUCAACACGCAGGAGCCCAAAGUGCAGAAGGAGAUCAUGAGAGUGAUUGGAACCCAGAUCUACUCGAGCUAAUGGAGGCCCUAAUGCAGACACUCAGACAGGGGAGGAGCCGUGGUCACCAUAUCUAGUCACUUAGGCUGUCUCACUCUCUCUCUCUCUUUCUCUCUCUGUCCUUUUUUGUGUCUUUAUAUUCUUCAUUUCUUAAAAGAAAAAAAACGUUUGAACAGAAGCGGAACAUCAGAGUGGACUGUCUCACAUCAACACACACACGCCUACAUCUACACACACCCGCAGGUGCAUAGACACACGCACACACACAACUGCUCAAGCAGACACAUGUCAAUAUGUGUGCACGCACAGAUAAUACACACACACACAGACACAAACACACACGUCCCUUUCAGACGCAGCUCUUUCAUUUCCCCCGGGGUCACCUCCAGUUUCCUGCUUUCUCCGUCCCCCUCUCCUCUAUCCGCUGAAUCUGUGGAGCCUGUCACGUGUUCACACACACACACCCCCUCCUUGUGGAUGUCUAGACAGUGAGAAAGGAAUGGCUCCCAAUGGUUAUUAAAGCCCUCCCUUCAUUAUCAGUGAUGGAUUUACAUGCGUACAUUGCGUGCGUACAUUGCAUACAUUGCGUGCGCAAAGGCACUAUCUCACCGUGAUCUGUUGAUUUCCUUUUCUGUGAUUAAUGGCAGAGAGGGGGUUUUUCUGCCGGGGUUAGUGUCCUGCAGCACAGGGCCUGUGUCUGCAGGGAGCAGCAUGAACCACACCUCAGAGGGCGAGGAUCAAUCACACUCACACACACACUGGUACUGAAGUGCUUUUCAUCUUUAUGGUUUUAUCUCGGGGGAAUGACGUACCCUGUGCAGAAGAGACCCUGUUUAUCGAUUAGUUGUCUGUACAUGUAUGUGUGGCUUGUAUUACUCUGAACAUUGUUAGAUUGUACUGGAACAUUGCACUUCUUCAGCGUCCUGUCCAACCGGGAGAGAAACACACUUCAAAAUAUCCUUGCACCUUCAAACGUAUAGAUAGUAAGGGAAGUAGAGAGGUGGAGUUAGAGCUCAGUAAAAAAAAAACAAUACUUGAUGUCCUUCAUGCUAAAUGUCUACUUUAGGACAUACCUGUGUACUGUAAACUGCUUUU